This is a messenger RNA of Peromyscus eremicus (cactus mouse), 864 nucleotides long. RefSeq names its product keratin-associated protein 5-1-like. The transcript has 3 exons. Bases 1 to 864 code for a protein of 287 amino acids. Gene Ontology annotation, biological process: epidermis development. Lineage: Eukaryota; Metazoa; Chordata; Mammalia; Rodentia; Cricetidae. The record is from RefSeq and is a predicted model, not a curated record.
AUGGCGGCAGCAGUGGCUGCUGUGGCAGCAGUGGCGGCAGCAGUGGAUGCUGUGGCAGCAGUGGUGGCAGCAGCUGUGGCAGUAGCCAACAGUCUGGUGGCUGUUGCUGACCUGCUUCUGAACACCCAGGCCAAGAUGUCCUGCCAGCAGAGCCAGCAGCAGUGCCAGCCCCCUCCCAAGUGUGCCCCCAAGUGCCCUCCCAAGUGCCAGACACCAAAGUGUCCCCCCAAGUGUCCCCCCAAGUGUCCUCCCAAGUGCCCCCCUGUGUCUUCCUGCUGUAGCCUGGGUUCUGGGGGCUGCUGCGGCUCCAGCUCUGGGGGAGGCUGUGGCUCCAGUUCUGGGGGCUGCUGCAGCUCUGGGGCUUCUGAACACCCACAGGCCAAGAUGUCCUGCCAGCAGAGCCAACAGCAGUGCCAGCCCCCUCCCAAGUGCGCCCCCAAGUGCCCUCCCAAGUGCCAGACACCAAAGUGUCCCCCCAAGUGUCCCCCCAAGUGUCCCCCCAAGUGUCCCCCCAAGUGUCCCCCCAAGUGUCCUCCCAAGUGCCCCCCUGUGUCUUCCUGCUGUAGCCUGGGUUCUGGGGGCUGCUGUGGCUCCAGCUCUGGGGGAGGCUGUGGCUCCAGCUCUGGGGGCUGUUGCAGCUCUGGGGGUGGUGGCUGCUGCCUGAGCCACCACAGGCCCCGCAGAUCUCUCCGACACAGACACCAGAGCUCUGGAUGCUGCGGCAGUGGUGGCAGCAGUGGAUGCUGUGGCAGCAGUGGUAGCAGCAGUGGAUGCUGUGGCAGCAGUGGCGGCAGCAGUGGAUGCUGUGGCAGCAGUGGUGGCAGCAGCUGUGGCAGUAGCCAACAGUCUGGUGGCUGUUGCUGA